Molecule: messenger RNA, 993 nt
Organism: Protobothrops mucrosquamatus (brown spotted pit viper)
Lineage: Eukaryota; Metazoa; Chordata; Lepidosauria; Squamata; Viperidae
Gene: PSMA7
Product: proteasome subunit alpha 7
Exons: 7
Coding region: 121-870 (249 amino acids)
Biological process (GO): ubiquitin-dependent protein catabolic process
Cellular component (GO): proteasome core complex; nucleus; proteasome core complex, alpha-subunit complex
Source: RefSeq, a predicted model, not a curated record
AGCGGCGCAGGCGCGCUGAGGGAAGGUGACGGUGCUGUUUUGAGGGGGGAGAUCUCGCGCGGCUGUUGCUUCCUUUCAUUCUCGGCUCCGGUCGGUGGUUUUUGUCGUCUCGCCGCUGUCAUGAGUUACGACCGGGCGAUCACCGUUUUCUCCCCGGACGGGCACCUGUUUCAGGUUGAAUAUGCCCAGGAGGCCGUGAAGAAAGGCUCCACCGCGGUUGGAGUACGAGGAAAAGAUAUUGUAGUUCUUGGUGUGGAGAAAAAAUCUGUGGCGAAACUGCAAGAUGAGAGAACUGUCCGAAAGAUCUGUGCUCUUGAUGACAACGUCUGCAUGGCUUUUGCAGGUCUCACAGCAGAUGCCCGGAUAGUUAUAAAUAGAGCCCGAGUGGAAUGCCAAAGCCAUAGACUUACAGUGGAAGAUCCUGUCACUGUGGAAUAUAUUACACGUUAUAUUGCUAGCCUGAAGCAGCGAUACACCCAGAGUAAUGGCCGCAGACCUUUUGGUAUUUCUGCCCUUAUUGUAGGGUUUGACUUUGAUGGAACUCCGAGGCUAUAUCAGACUGACCCAUCUGGCACCUACCAUGCUUGGAAGGCUAAUGCAAUUGGCAGAGGAGCAAAAUCCGUGCGGGAAUUUCUGGAGAAAAACUAUACUGAUGAAGCCAUUGAAACUGAUGAUCUGACAAUUAAACUUGUUAUCAAAGCCCUUCUUGAAGUUGUACAGUCUGGUGGAAAAAAUAUUGAGCUGGCUGUUAUGAGAAGAAGCCAACCUCUCAAGAUACUGAGCCCUGAUGAAAUUGAAAAAUACGUUGCCGAAAUUGAAAAAGAGAAAGAAGAGAAUGAGAAGAAGAAACAGAAGAAAACUACCACAUGAUGAAUUUCUUUAGUUUUGGUUUUUAAAUCAAUCAUGAGUCUGUAUAGAUAUGUAAGCAUUCUAUUUCCUUGUUCUCUGCCCCCUUUUAAGAGGUCUACAAUAAACCACCUGUUUUUUUAACCU